AUGAGGAAUCACACGGAGCUGGAGUUCCUCCUGCUGGGAAUACCUCAGGCAGAGGGACUGGAGACUGUGCUCUUUGUCAUCUUCUCAUUCAUCUACUUCUUCACCCUGUUGAGCAACUCCCUCAUCCUCAUAGCCAUUUAUUCCUCUUCCACCCUCCACACCCCCAUGUAUUUCUUCCUAGGAAUCCUAUCCAUUUCUGACAUGUUGUUCCCCUCUGUCACCUGUCCCAAGAUGCUAUUCUACCUCUCUGGCCAGAGCCGAGCCAUCUCUUACAAGGAAUGUGCUGCACAGCUCUUCUUCUAUCAUUUUCUUGGUUCCACGGAAGGCUGCCUCUAUUCUGUGAUGGCUUGUGAUCGCUUUGUUGCCAUCUGUCACCCACUGAGGUACACGCUCAUCAUGAUACCCAGAGUCUGUGUGGGCUUGGUCAUAGGGACCUGGCUGCUGGGUUGUCUUCACGCCACCACGCUGACCUCCUUUACCUUCCAGUUAACUUACUGUGGCCCCAAUAACGUGAACUACUACUUCUGUGACAUUCCUGCUGUCUUACCCUUGGCUUGCACUGACAGUUCACUGGCCCAGAAGGUCGGUUCCACGAAUGUUAGCCUUCUGGCUUUAAUGCUGUUGCUCAGUAUUUGUGUCUUCUACACUGGCAUUGGGAUUGCCAUUUUGAGAAUCCGUUCAGCAGAGGGUCGGCAGAAAGCUUUCUCCACCUGCAGUGCCCACCUCACUGCCAUACUCUGUGCAUAUGGACCUGUAAUCAUCAUCUACCUGCAGCCCACACCCAACCCCUUGCUUGGUGCCAUGGUGCAAAUACUAAAUAAUCUGGUCUCGCCCAUGCUGAACUCAUUAAUCUAUUCCUUAAGGAACAAGGAAGUGAAGAGGUCCCUGAAAAGGGUGUUCAGCAAUGUAAUAAUUACUGUCCUGAAAUAA
Choloepus didactylus (southern two-toed sloth) is the source of this 930-nucleotide messenger RNA. Its product is annotated as olfactory receptor 148-like. Lineage: Eukaryota; Metazoa; Chordata; Mammalia; Pilosa; Megalonychidae. Bases 1 to 930 code for a protein of 309 amino acids. Gene Ontology annotation, biological process: G protein-coupled receptor signaling pathway. The record is from RefSeq and is a predicted model, not a curated record. Gene Ontology annotation, molecular function: olfactory receptor activity; G protein-coupled receptor activity. The transcript has a single exon. Gene Ontology annotation, cellular component: membrane.